AUGGAAAUUCUUGAAAAUUGUGACGGCUUACCACUUGCAAUUAAAUUGAUUGGUGGAGGGCUCUUGAGCACAAGACACCCAAGUGAGCGUGAGUGGAAAGCUAUUUUGAACAUGCCUGCAUGGUCACUCACUGGACUGCCUCUAGAUCUAGACAACCGGUUGUACUUGAGGUACGAGGAUUUGUCUCCCCAGUUAAAGCAGUGCUUUCUAUAUUGCUCGAUGUUCCCUAAAGGUGUACCAAUCUUACAAGAUGAAGUUACUGAAAUGUGGAUCAGUGAAGGCCUUAUUCAACCACCAGAUAAAAGAAGUACCAGUUCACAUGAGUAUGAUUUGGAAGACAAAGCAACUGAGUAUUACCAAGAGUUAAUAAAGAGAAAUCUUAUAGAACCUAUAGAAGGAUAUUAUCUCACUGGAUUCAGAUGCACCAUGCAUGAUGUGGUCCGAUCCUUUGCUGAAUAUUUGGCAAGAGAAGAAUCAGUGAUGGUUGGCCAAGAGCAGGCUAAUACCGGCGGUGGUGGGGUGCUUGUGCGUCGCUUGUCAGUAGGACAAACCGUACUAGUGGUGGAAUGGGCUGUUUUGCAAAGGCACGAGUCACUUAGAACAUUAAUUGUGAACUCUAGGGUAAACUUUCAUCCUGGUGAUUCAGUGGGUAGUUUCUCCGGUCUACGUGUGAUGUACAUACUGUCCGCCAAUUCUGAUACACUAGUUCCCUCUCUAUCUAGGUUAAAGCACUUGAGAUACCUUCACCUAGAAGAUACUGAUAUAUCUAGGCUACCAGAUGACAUCCACAAGAUGAAAUUUCUACUGUACAUUUCACUUGUUGACUGUAAGAGCCUAUGCUAUCUUCCUGGCAGCAUCACAAAACUUGUGCAUCUAAGGUCUCUUAACAUCGAUGGAUCAAAUGUUAGUGUAGUUCCUAAGGGGUUCGGUGAGUUAACAAAUCUGAGGUCACUUUAUGGCUUCCCAGUACACGUGGAUAUGGAUGCAAGCAGUAGCUGGUGCAGUUUGCAAGAGCUGGAGCCUCUCUCUCAGCUUAAGGAUCUUACAUUACAUGGCCUAGAGAAGGUGCAAGACAGCCGAAUGGCUGAAAUGGCCAUGAUUAGCAGCAAACACCACCUUAGGGAACUACAGUUGGACAUACUUUGGGGACAGUUUGGAAAUGCUGGAAAUCACGGAUGCACCGGCCAUCAAGUGUAUUGGCCCCAAUUCCAAGCGUCAUCCACCAUGGCAGCUACAGUUACCGCUACUAGCACAUCAGCACCAUUUCCUAAAUUGAGACGGCUGUAUCUGAAUGGGCUACCUGAGUGCGAGGAGUGGGAAUGGAAUGACUGUGAGGAGCAUAGUGAUGUGGAAACUGCCAUAGCCAUGCCUUGCCUUGAGAAACUCCAAAUCGAUAACUGCAAGCUGAGCUGUCUUCCACCGGGCCUUGCCAGCAGCAAGAGGCAUGCUCUUAGAGAACUAAACCUGUACGAGCUCACCAACCUGACACAUGUGGAGAACUUCCCUUCAGUUGUGGAACUUGACGUGUUUGACUGCCCUGAGCUCAAGAGGAUCAACGGCCUCCCCAUGUUGCAGAAGAUUAGGAUCGUUCGCUGCACAAAGCUGGAGGUUCUAGAAGGUGUCCCAGCACUCGACAGUCUUCGACUGGAGGACGCCACCAUGGACACGCUUCCGGAAUACCUGCGAGCCGUAAACCCAAGGUAUCUCGAGUUGGGUUGCAACCUGGAACUAUGCGAAUCCUCCUUAUCACCGGGUAGCUCUGAAUGGAACAAGAUCAGCCAUAUUGGAAAACGCAACAUUGGCUGGCUCGAAGAUUAA
Messenger RNA from Miscanthus lutarioriparius, 1818 nucleotides. The record is from the annotation of a GenBank genome assembly. NCBI's taxonomy places the organism in Eukaryota, Viridiplantae, Streptophyta, Magnoliopsida, Poales, Poaceae.